AUGGCUUACAGCGAGAAGACAGAGGAUGAAAGUGUCAUCGAAACCGACCUUCGGCACCUGGAGCAAGCCGCUCCAGAGUCUAGAGAGAAGGUGCAGGGGACUGAGGUGGGCGAGGUUUUGCCCCGACCGUCCAAUGACCCUAACGACCCGCUGAAUUGGUCUUGGUGGGAGAAGCACUUGGCGUUAUCUGUUGUUGCCGCUCAGACGUUCCAGGGCGGCUUCGAUGCGGGCUCCGCUUCAGCAGGGCUCAUUCAACAGUCAGCGAUCUACCAGGUGUCCGUAUCGAGGAUGCUACAGGCCACCAGCGCCUUUGCGCUGCUUAUGGCAUUCGGAGGUUGCAUCUGGGUCCCUUUUGCGCAUCGUUACGGCAGAAGACCCAUCCUCAUUCUGGCUGCUCUGAUCGCGGCGAUGGGAACUUUGGCCGGUGCUGUCGGUCAAACAUAUGGAGUCUUUGUCGGGUCUAGGAUCCUCCUUGGCUUUGGGGCAUCAGCGUCAAUGUCGUUGGGCUCACUGAUGGUAACAGACAUGUUCUUUACCCACGAGCGUGGCCAGAAAAUGGGGAUCUGGAUCGUGUUUUUUGCUGCAUCACCUUAUCUCUCCACUCUGCUGGACGGUCUUGUCGUCUAUUAUGCCGACUGGAGGUGGAUGAUGUGGGUUACCUUUUUCAUGUGGUGUUUGCAGCUUGUGUGGGAUGUGUUCCUUUUGCCGGAGACGCUGUAUCAAAAGAGAGGAGACAUUGAUCCCGUUCCCCAGAAAGAAUCAUGGCUCCAUCGUCUUCGCUUCAGGAGAUUUGACGGUCACCUUACUGCUGAAGACUUCUACAAACCAUUCAUGCUCUGGAAAUACCCUUCUAUCAUCUUCCCGGCUAUCUAUUACGGGAACAUGUACGGGUUUUGUGCCUUCGCCAGCUUGGGCAUCCUCCCAUACGCCUUUCCCGAGAUUUAUGGCUUCAGCCCAAUCGGGCAGGGUCUGAUGGCUUUGCCUUUGUUUCUCGGCACUGUCAUUGGGGAGCCUCUUGGGGGCCCUUUCUCCGACUGGGUGUUUAGAAUUCGAUCGCGAAAGGCCGGGGCUCGCCACCCAGAGCAACGUCUGCAGGCAAUUUGGCCGGGAGCCAUCGUUGUUCCAGUCGGCCUCGCCAUGCUUGGACUCUUUCUACACUUUGAAGUUCAUUGGAUUGGACCCGCCAUUGCGAUAUUCCUCUUCUCCUUGGGAAUGCAAAAUGUGGUUACCGUGGUUAUCACCUAUUCUGUAGACUGUUACACGCCACUGGCAGCAGAGAUCGGCUUAAUCUCCAACGUCGGCCGUCAGCUGUGCAGCUUCUACGUUUUCUUCUAUCUCGACGCCUUCAUCGUACGUGCAGGCUUCGGAUGGGUCUUCGGUACAUAUGCGAUUGCAAUCACCCUGCUCUUUGGGUUAAUACUUAGCUUGAUGAAAUGGGGGAUGCUGUGGCGACAGAAGCUGGCACUUCCAUCAUACGCCCACGCGGCUCGUGGUUAA
Messenger RNA from Cladophialophora immunda, 1497 nucleotides. RefSeq lists its product as uncharacterized. Gene Ontology annotation, biological process: transmembrane transport. Lineage: Eukaryota; Fungi; Ascomycota; Eurotiomycetes; Chaetothyriales; Herpotrichiellaceae. The coding region runs from base 1 to 1497 and encodes 498 amino acids. The transcript has 7 exons. The record is from RefSeq and is a predicted model, not a curated record. Gene Ontology annotation, molecular function: transmembrane transporter activity.